Molecule: messenger RNA, 3478 nt
Organism: Astyanax mexicanus (Mexican tetra)
Lineage: Eukaryota; Metazoa; Chordata; Actinopteri; Characiformes; Acestrorhamphidae
Exons: 2
Coding region: 339-2189 (616 amino acids)
Molecular function (GO): neuropeptide hormone activity
Source: RefSeq, a predicted model, not a curated record
UGUCCGCGGUGCUGAACCGCAAAAAAACAAAAACACGCAAAAACUAGUACAGCAUCACGCGCCGCGCGUUCAUGUGCAGACCACAAACGACAUAUUUCACAUGUGCCCAAAAAAGCGGAGCGUGAACCAAAGUAGGUGCGCUUUUUCGGGGGGGGAAGAAACUUUUUUUUUCUUCUUCAGUUCUGAAUGAAAUUAAGGAGCGAGAGCAGCGCUUAAACUUCACGCGUUUUAGACACGAAGAGGCGCUGAGACGGGCUUCAGAGUUCCGGCUGAUUUCGUGCGGGAUUGCAGGUGCUUGCCCUGUCCCCCUCUCCCCCGGCCUAUCUGGUCUGCUCUGCAUGGUCAUGAUCUGCUGCCAUACUUCCUGCAGUACCUCUGCUCUAUUGCUACUCCUGCUCAGCAUUGCCCCACAGUUGCCCACUGCUGCCCCACUGCUUACUGAGAGCUCUCUCACUCGCACCAGCAAUGAGACCCUUCAGCUGGUGCACCAGGACCUGGCCGUGGCGUAUGGAGCAGCCAGAACACACAGGAAAGUGGAUAGGGAUUUCCAGACCCCCACAGGACAGGGCCAUCUCACAGACAUGGAUUCUGCGAGGGCACUAGCUUCUGUCUUGCUGGAGGCUCUUGACCACCAAACCAGAGAUGAGGUGAUAGGUGGCCGGUUGGAGACAGAGGAGUAUGUGGGGAAGGAGCCUGGGCAGGAGCCGGAGAUGUCGAGGGAUCAGGAUGAAAGCAGGGAAGGAAGGGUAGACGAGGAGAACGUAAAGGUGUUACAAUCUGGAGGGACCAAAUCUACUGUGGAUGAGCAGAUGGGAGAAGAAGAAAAGGUAGAAUUAACAGAGGCACGACUUUCUGAUGAGAAUGACACAGGGAACAACGAAAGCACAUUUGAGGGAAAGGAAGAGCUUCUGCAGAGCUUACUCAGUAGGAAAACAGAGAUUCCACCUCAAAUUGCCAGCUCACUUCAGCGUAAAACCAGGGGCUACUUCCAAAACAUUGACCUUGGUCUGCAGGACAAUGAGAUCCUCCCACCUCUAAAGGGUUACAAAGCUUAUAACCAGCAACUGGCUCUGGCCACCAAGAAGCUCAAGUGGCAGCAAGAGAAUGAGAGAAACCCUUCCCAGCUCGACCGGAACUUCAUGGAUGAUUUUGACUUCAUUGAGGAGGAGGAAGAGGUCCUCCCCCGUGAGGAGGAAGAGGCGAGGGCACGAGCUGAGCAGGAAGAGGUGCGGAGGCAGGAGGCAGAGGCACAGGAGGCGCGUGAAGAGGAGCAGAGAUUGGCAGACAUCGCUUCGGACAUGCUUCUGCAGUACAUGGGCAGAAAACAGAAAGCAGCCUCUUAUAUAAAAGACAUGAAGAAAGCUUCGUUGUUUAACAAUGUGGCUGAGGACAAACGUUCAAAUGAAGUAGAGGACAGUGAUGAUGAUGAAAUGGACCCAGAGACUAUUGACAAGCUGAUCGAAAUCUCUAGUAAGCUGCACCUACCUGCUGAUGAUGUGGUUGAGAUCAUAACAGAUGUGGAAGAGAAGAAGAAGAGGAAGGACUCACCUCCCGUCAAUGCUCCUCGUUUCCGUCCAUUAGUCCCCCUUAAAGCCAAGCAAAGGGCUCCUGUUUAUCAAUACCCAAAAUCCCCAAAGAAAUCUGCCCACAAGGUGAACCCAUAUAAGAAAUGGUACAAGGACAAAAGCAAAGCAAAGUUCAACAAGCAGGACUACUGGUUUAAACCACAGAAGCAGUUACUAGCAUAUCCUUCCUUUCCUUAUUACCAGAAGCCAUAUCGAGCCUAUUACCCUGUUUACUUUCCACCUCCCAAACCACGCUUCUACACAAAUCCUGCCCUGUCUUUUGAUUACAACUUUGGGGGCUCCAUGGGUUAUGGGUUCAAACCCCCUAAGCGCAGAUACAGGGACAGGGCCAAGGUAAGGGAGCGAAACUGGGCACAGGGUGCUCGCCAGCCCCAGAGCCCCUUCCCUUUAGUGGACACAGUAAUUUCUAACUACAUCCUCCCUCAUCCCCGAACUUACCAGACCCUACCUGUGCCCAAACCCCGCUCUCCCCCGAGUGCAGCAGCACCCAACUUCUUUUACCACCCAGACUAUGCUUACGAUGAGCCAGAGCCAGUGCCAGACAGCGAUGAUGAGCUGGAGAACUUCAUUGAGAAGAUUUAUUACAACCGCAGGUUGUUUUAGAGACCCGGAGGAAAACCGGUGAUAUUCUAUAGCGAUGAAAAAGAGUGAGGAGAACAAAGAGGAAACCCGAGCAACUGACGGGCAUGAUGUUAGGGGCUGAGAAAGGACUAAUUCUAUGUUACUUCUCCACUCUUGUUUUUAAAACAUUCCAGGUCAGGCCAGAAAGCGAUGUUAAUGAGGUUAUUAACCCUCUAUGUGUGUUUGCAUUCCGCUCCUCUCGCAGUUUACAUUUUCAUUUGGUGAGAGAACUUACGGGUGAAUUUGUCAGGUUUCAUUCAGGUAUGGUUUUACUCUUGCAUGUCAAAAACAUUUUACGUGCCAACUGCAAGAGACCCAUGUUUACAGAAAGAUUUUCUUUUGUUUUGGUCUAAUGUGAUUGGUUAAUUAAUGCGAUCUAAAUAAAGGUCUAAGCUUGGAGCUGAAAUCUUGAAUCACUUGGCACUGCAGGGCACAUCUUAUAGCUUUCUUCUAGUUCUGUAACUACAGUCAAACGAGUAUCACUAUUGACCCAUCUUUUUCAUAGGCUCUGUUUAGGUGUGAUUAUCAAUGCUCCUAUUGCCUUAAUAUGGAUCUGUUUAACUCAUGUGCAUGCAGGUCUUGCACCAGAGAAAACAACUUUAUGUGAAACAAAAAAAACUAAUAGCCACCACAAACAAUACUUGAACGAAAUUUCUUCCAUUUUGUUUAAAGGAAUGCAAAAUGGUGGGUGUCUUUCAUAGAUACGUGCCCUGUUAUGGUAGUCUUUUGCUAUUCUUUUCCCAUGCCAAUGAUUUUCUGUACACUUCACAUAUCUUUUUCUUAUUGUCAAAUUUUGAAGGUUUUAAAACACCUUUAUUACGAUGGUGGGUUACGGGGUUACCUCUAGCAUUCUAUCAACACACUGUAUCUUCUUCUUGAGGGUAAAAUGAAAGCUGUAUAUAUUAUGUCUAUUCUAAAGAAGUUUUAAAAAGUUGUGAGAACUGAACCAAGGUUGAAACGAACGUCUGCACGUCUAUCUGUAUUUGCAUCUUUAAAAAAAUCUGAAAAAAAAAAAUGUUGGGGAAAUUGCCUCUUUGAAAAACUGUGGUUAUAUAAAAAACACAAAAAAACCCUAAGAAAGAAAACUAAUUAUGAUAAACAAGUGUUUCCACAAGUGAACCAGUCUUGUGAAAGGAAUUUGUUGUUGAUGUCAACUUCCAGAUUGUAAGUUGUACAGUGUCAAAUAAACAAGUGUGUGCAAUGUGUAAAUAACAGCAUGUUGAUUACUAGUUUUGCUAUAUGACAGAAAUAAAAGCAACUAUUUUAUUAAA